Saccostrea cuccullata (small rock oyster) is the source of this 1021-nucleotide messenger RNA. RefSeq lists its product as uncharacterized. The transcript has 5 exons. Gene Ontology annotation, molecular function: urea transmembrane transporter activity. Gene Ontology annotation, biological process: urea transmembrane transport. The record is from RefSeq and is a predicted model, not a curated record. The annotation marks the transcript as partial. NCBI's taxonomy places the organism in Eukaryota, Metazoa, Mollusca, Bivalvia, Ostreida, Ostreidae. Gene Ontology annotation, cellular component: plasma membrane.
GGAGCGACAGUUGUGCAAGAAGGCUAUCAAGCCGCGAUACAAAUGCACAACACAUGGUUCCUUCAGAGAGUAUUGCGACUAUCUUGGACAAUUAAAGAAUUGGUGCCUCUUAUGGAGUACACUUGCUAUUCUUCCGCUCACUAUAACACUAAAUUUGCUCGGUUUGAGUCUUGGAUGGGUUUAUUUGUUCAUGGGGAUUUUGAUUGGAUCUGCUGUCGUGCCGAUAGCACUUUGCAUGUGCUGGGAAAGACUAACCGGAAGUGGCAUGGUUGCAGGUGCAGUUUCGGGAACAUUAUUGGCACUUAUCACGUGGUUAUCUGUUGCUGCCUCCAACAAAGGCGGUCUUAGUCCAGAAAACUUUUUUGAAAAUACAGGUAAGGAAAAUGCUAUGCUGGCCGGGAAUUUAAUGGGCAUUUUGUCGAGCAGCAUCAUUACACCUGUAGUCAGUAUUCUGACAUCAACGAACGGAGUACGCAACGCUGCAGAAAUUUGGGAAAAUACCAGAGAUAUCGAUAAUCCUCUUAAUCCUUGGACGGAACGUUAUGCAAAGGAUUUGAAGUUGAGCGCAGCUCAUCAGCUUGACAACAGGCCGUCCUAUGAAGACGUAUAUACUACUCUCAGGUCCGCGCGUCUUUUAGCCAAUGGGUGUUCUCCAAUUCUCACAAUACUGCUAAUUUUUAUAUGGCCCAGUAUAAUGCUUUUAGAAGGUGUUCUUGAUUUAGCAGCUUUUAGGAGAUGGAUCUAUUUAGCAAUGACUUGGUCUCUGUGUGCCACAAUCUUUAUAAUUAUUGCCCCUCUUGUGUACGAAGGCAUUGACCUAAAAAACGCUGUGAAGCAAAUGAAAAACGUUCAUCCUUGCAACGUGCGCUCUUCUGGUGCAGCGAAAGAGAACUGUAACGGAGUCAACAUUAAAAAGACAAACCAAGUGCAUAUUUCACCUGUGAAACAGAGUUUUUCAGAUCCAAGACUUAUUAAAGAAAGCGGUAGCAGUAAUUCAAUUUUAGCAACGCAAGAAAUAUAG